This is a messenger RNA of Ambispora leptoticha, 1830 nucleotides long. Lineage: Eukaryota; Fungi; Glomeromycota; Glomeromycetes; Archaeosporales; Ambisporaceae. The record is from the annotation of a GenBank genome assembly.
AUGGUUAGGAAAAAGGCAAAAAGCAAGCGUAUAACAUUAUCAAAAAAAUACAAGAUCGAAAAAAAAGUCAAAGAACAUCACCGUAAAGAACGACGAGAAGCUAAAAAGAAUCCAAAACCGACAAAGUUAAGAAAAGACCCUGGCAUUCCGAAUCUAUGGCCUUUUAAAGAUAAGCUUCUACAUCAGAUAGAAGAACAGAAACGAAAAGUCGAAGAAGAGCGAAUUCGUCAAAAACAAGAUCGUCAUGAUCUUCAUAAUAAGAACCGUAACUUGAAUUUUAUGUCGUUAGCCAAAGAUGCCAAUAAACGUGACACAGCUUUCGCUGCCAAAGAAAUAUCCAAUGAUAAUAGUAUGGAUGAAACGUCCUCGACAAUGGUCGACGCGGUGGCAAUAGGACAGAAAGAUAAUUCACGUAAAGCUUAUUUCAAAGAAUUUAAAAAAGUGAUUGGGAAUGCGGAUGUGAUAUUGGAAGUUCUUGAUGCUCGUGAUCCGUUAGGAUGCCGAACCAAGCAAAUUGAACGAAUGGUUAUUGAUAGUGGACUGAAUAAGAGGAUAAUUCUUAUUUUGAAUAAAAUUGAUCUUGUACCUAGGGAAAACACGAUACAAUGGCUGAGUUAUCUACGCAAUGAAUAUCCUACAAUCGCUUUUAAAUCAUCCACGCAAAAUCAACGCGGGAAUCUCGGUCAUUUAUCUGGCUCGUCAACUAGUGUACCUGAGAAUAUUCUUCAUAGUAAUGAAUGCUUAGGAGCUGACACGUUAAUUAAACUACUUAAGAAUUAUUGUCGUAAUGCAAAUAUCAAAACUUCAAUUACUGUCGGAGUGAUAGGAUAUCCAAACGUGGGCAAAUCUUCCGUGAUUAAUUCUCUUAAGAGGUCGAAAGUUUGUGGUGUUGGUGCGGCGCCUGGUUUUACAAAAACUGCACAGGAAAUUCAUUUAGAUAAAAAUAUAAAACUUUUGGAUUGUCCUGGAAUUGUAUUUAGUCGUGCACAAUGGGGUGAUAAUUAUGCAGAAAUUUUAUUGAGGAAUUGUGUUAAAAUAGAAUUGUUGGAUGAUCCUAUUAAGCCUGUCGACAUGAUAGUGUCACGCUGUAAUCGAGAACAACUAGCCAAGAAAUAUGACAUCACAAUGUUCAAUGACACCAACGAUUUUCUUAUACUUGUUGCACGGCAACGUGGUAGACUUAAGAAGGGCGGAAUCCCUGAUUUGAAAGCUGCAGCUAAAUCCGUUCUUCAAGAUUGGAAUUCUGGAAAGAUCCCGUUUUAUACAAGUCCUCCAGCUGAAUUCAAAAAAUUUUCCGAUAAUAGUGAGAUAGUUUCAUCGUGGGGUAAAGAGUUUAACGUGGAUGAGUUAACCACUGAGGAUAAGACAAUUUUGGAAUCGAUAAAAGAUAAGGGCGAAUUUGGUUCUUCAGCUUUAGCCAUGGCAGGACGAGAACUUCCCGAGGCUGAAAUGGACAUUUUCGAUGACGACCAAGAAACUGAGGAAGAGACUGACAGUAUGAUUAUGGAAGAUGAUGAUGCACCACAAGCGGUUCCUAUCCGCCAAGAGCACCAACCUUCUGCGCCAAUUGUUUUGCCGAUUAAAUCUUCAACAGUCACAUUCGCCACAAAUAUCAAAUCAAAAACUCAACAAAUAUUAUCCCCUUUAGAGAUCGAAUUGAAUCCACAACACGGAAAAAAAUUAAAACAAGCAGCAAAAUUAGCUCGAAAAAAUAAAAAGAAAGCAGCUGCAGUAGCCAUAUCGAAUAUUUUUGACGAGGAAAUGGCAGAAACGACUGAUAAUGCUAUUAAUAACGAUGACUAUGAUUUUAGUCAAUAUUUUCAAAAAUAG